Molecule: messenger RNA, 2382 nt
Organism: Dermatophagoides pteronyssinus (European house dust mite)
Lineage: Eukaryota; Metazoa; Arthropoda; Arachnida; Sarcoptiformes; Pyroglyphidae
Gene: Alg10
Product: alpha-1,2-glucosyltransferase Alg10
Biological process (GO): protein N-linked glycosylation; dolichol-linked oligosaccharide biosynthetic process
Cellular component (GO): endoplasmic reticulum
Molecular function (GO): dolichyl pyrophosphate Glc2Man9GlcNAc2 alpha-1,2-glucosyltransferase activity
Source: RefSeq, a predicted model, not a curated record
UCAUGUUGGCAAGAAUUUUGCAAGAAUUUUGUUUCGCCACAAGAAAAUUCUUCGAUGAUAAAUAAUGCUGAGCUGAAUUUUCUUGAAGAUUAAGAAACUACGAAUUAAAAAUGUCAAAUCCAUCGAAUGAAAAGUCAUCAAUGUCGACAACAACGGCAACGGCGAAUCGUCGUUCAUUAACACCAGAAAAAUUAGCUCAAAGUAAUUGUUCACAAUGUCAUUUACUUCGUGCUAAAAUCAAAUCAAUGGAUCAUCAAACAUCAUCUAGAUUUUCAACAACAUCAUCAUCAUAUCGUCAUUCAUUAUCACGAUCACAAACACCUGAUUCUGUUCAUUGUCCUGAUCAUUGUCGUUAUUUAUCAUCAACACCAACAACAACAACAAUACCAUCAUAUAAUCAUCAUUCAUUAAUGGGUAAAUUUUCUAGAGAUUCAUCACCAUCAAAUUGGUUAUAUCGUCGACGUGAUCGUCGUACUGGACAAAUAUUAUUACCAAAUAUUGUACCAACAAUAAUGAUUUCGAAUGAAAGUCCUAUCGAUCCACCAUUAUCAUCAGGAUUAUCAAAAACAAAGAAAAAAUCAUUAGUUCAUCCUGGAGAUUAUUCAUUCGAUGAUGAUGAUGUUGAUCUGGAUUCAACAAUCGAAACCGAAAUUGAUGAUCUUGAUUCAACCAUUCAGGCAUCAACUUUAACUAAAAAUCAAUCAUCAUUAUCGGAAAAACUACAACAACAACAACAGGAAGAAGAUAGUAUGUCAAUGAUUGAAAAACAUCUAACAGCCAUUGAAAUAUGGUUAGCGAAUCAUAAUGAAAUAACUAAAAAAAUCCUGAUAACCAUACAAAAUCCGAAAUUUUUAUUUGGAUUUUAUUUCCUUGAAUGUUUAAUCAUAUCAACAUUAUGGUUUAAUCAAAUUCAGCCGAAAGAAUUUAUUGAUGAACAAUUUCAUCGUGGUCAAACAAUUUCAUAUUGUCAGGGAAAUUUUACAAAGUGGGAUCAAAAAAUAACAACACCACCUGGCCUUUAUCUAAUUGCAACAUUUAUAUUGAAACCUAUCGAUUUACUAUUAUCAUUAUCACCAUUUUCCACUACAAAUGAAUUCUGUCAAUCAUUAUCAUUGCUUCGUUUCGUAAACAUAUUAUUUUCAUUUGGAAAUUUUAUUUUAUUUUAUAAAAUUUUUCAACAAAAUUUAUCAUCAAUUGUCGAACGUAAUGUUGUUCAAACAGUAACAAAAUUAUCCACUUUAAUCAUCAUUCAUCUGCCACCAAUGUUUUUAUUUACAUUUCUUUAUUAUACUGAUGUUGGUUCGAUAUUUUUCACCGUGCUCAUGUAUUAUUAUCAUCAAAAUCAAAAAAACAUUUUCAAAGCAUCCAUAAUCGGUUUCAUUUCGCUUUGGUUUCGUCAAACAAAUAUUAUUUGGAUAUUUUUUCUUGCUUCUAUUACGGCCAUAAAUAUUUUUGCCAAAUCAUAUAGCCAAUAUUAUGAUUAUAAAAAAUUAUUAUUCGAAUUUGGAUCGAUCAAAAUGCGUUUCCGAUUACAUCAACAUCAACUUUCGAAUCCUUAUUAUUUAUUCUGUUUUCUUUUGGAUUGGAUUAUUGAAACUUUUCAGCAUUGUUUUGGUUAUAUUCUAAAUGGUUUUGUAUUUCUUAUUUUUAUCUAUUUCAAUCAAGGAAUUGUAUUGGGUGAUCGUAAUGCUCAUCAAGCUGUUCUGCAUCUAGCACAGAUACCAUAUUUUUUAACAUUUGUAUUUCUAUUUGGAUGGCCUUUGAUUUUAACUCGAAAUAAUUUGCUUAAAAUAUUUCGACAAUUUAUUUCUAAACCAUCAUGGUUUUUAUUGAUCGCAAUUCUAUUGGCUAAUUGCCUUUCACCAUCAUUUACAUAUGAACAUCCAUAUUUAUUAGCUGAUAAUCGUCAUUAUAUUUUUUAUAUUUGGAAAAGAUUUUGGUAUCGUUCAGAUCUACCAAUAACACGUUAUCUAUCAUUACCAUUAUAUUUAAUAACAGCCGUUUCAAUGUGGAAUCUUUUGGAUCUUAGCUGUUUAAAUUGGCCAUUAUCAUCAUCAAUCGCAUUAUUGGAUGAUACGAAAAAAUCAUUACAAAAUUCAUUUGAAAUUUUAAGAAAAAUUUUAUUCUUUUCAUUGGUAGCUGUGGUUAUCAUACCACAACGUUUAAUUGAAUUUCGUUAUUUUUUAACACCAUUCAUAUUUUGGCGUUUACACGUCAAUAUUGAUCGUAAUGAAAAAUCAACAAUCCUAACCCGUUUAUUAAUCGAAUUCAUUUGGAUAACCACGCUGAAUUUGGUUACAUUUUUCAUUUUUCAUUUUAAAACUUUUCGUUAUGGUGAAGGAAAUUUAAUUCAAAGAAUUAUUUGGUAAAAAAAAAAUCAGA